Cimex lectularius (bed bug) is the source of this 2321-nucleotide messenger RNA. RefSeq names its product H(+)/Cl(-) exchange transporter 7-like. Gene Ontology annotation, cellular component: intracellular membrane-bounded organelle; membrane. Bases 74 to 2302 code for a protein of 742 amino acids. Gene Ontology annotation, biological process: transmembrane transport; chloride transport. Gene Ontology annotation, molecular function: voltage-gated chloride channel activity. The record is from RefSeq and is a predicted model, not a curated record. NCBI's taxonomy places the organism in Eukaryota, Metazoa, Arthropoda, Insecta, Hemiptera, Cimicidae. The transcript is spliced from 17 exons.
AAAAAAAUAAGUUACUUGGAAUAAAAUUUUCAUUACAUAUGUGGUUGAACUUGAACUUACAACUUAUGUCGUGAUGUUUACUAUUGGGGCUAUUAGCAAAGACGCGACCCGUGUGUCUCGGCUCUCUGCCAUUAUUAAGAAGGUGCAAAAAGAACAUCCAAAAAUCCACGAUGAACCACCAGGUCAUUCAUUCAUCAACACAAAAGCGGAGGUUUUGGACUUUGAAGUUCCUGAAUGCAGCUUAAUAGUGGCAGCUGAAGUAAAAUAUGGAAGAAGGCUUCAGAUUAAGCUAGAAGCUUUUCGUUUUUUAGCUUUUGUUGGAGUAGGAGUUUCAGUUGGCCUAGUGGCAUUUCUGAUCUUAUUUGUUCACGAAGAAUUGGCUGUAUUGAAGAAUAAGCUAUUGAUAAAUGUUAUUGACAAACACAGCAUAGUGUCGCCCUUGUCUAUAUUAGUGUGGUUUGGCGGUGUACUUAUUCCUGCUAUGAUCGGAUGCUUGUUAGUUGUUUUCAUUGAACCGAAAGCUGCAGGUGGUGGUGUUGCUGGCAUAGUCGGCUUCGUUAAUGGAGUCGAUACAUCUGCAACAUUAACUAUGAAAAUUUUACUUAUUAAAUCGAUCAGUGUUAUCUGCUGUAUCACCGCGGGACUGGCUGGUGGAAUGGAAGGUCCGUUGGUGCACAUAGGAACAAUUGUGGGCGCUUGCUUACCAGACUUUAAAAUUUUGGCAUAUGAACCAUUACGGUAUCUAAGAACGGAUUAUGACAGAAGAGAUCUUGCCGGAGGUGGAAUAGCCUGUGGAAUUUCUGCUGCAUUUUUUGCUCCAAUAGGUGGCUUCGUGAUGGCCAUGGAGGAAGGAAUGAUAUAUUGGAACCUAAAAAUAAUCUUCUAUAUUCUAGUCAGCUCUAUGAUGACAGAUAUUAUAGUUACAUCAUUGAUGUCAAUACUUUUUGGAUGUUCAGGUUGUUUGAGCGCAAAGUCUUUUCUCUUCUUUUCUAUUAUCAAUGAAAUAGAAUUCACCUAUCAUUUUCAUUAUUGGUUACUUUAUUUUUUGGAAGCAGUGAUUGCCGGACUUAUUGGAGCAGCAUGGAACUCAAUCCAAACACGAUUGAUUAUUUGGCGUAAAAAAUAUAUUAAAUUUAGGUGGCACCAAAUUCUAGAAAUGUUUAUUGUGUCUUUCGUAACAGCCACAUGUGGUUGGAUUAUGUUGUUCAUGUUUAAGAGUCGCUGUGUUCAUGAACCUCAUCAUGUUGAAGGAUUCCAUUUUGGCGCACUUAAGAUGGAGUGUAAGAAAGAUGAAAUAACAGCCAUAGGCACAUUGCUUACUCAUACUCAAUCAAAUGCUAUCCGUUUCCUCUUUAAUGACUCAGAUGAAUUUGAUGCCCCAACACUUGCAAUAUUCAGUGUCAUAUUUUUCUUCCUAAGUGUUUGGACUAUGGGCACAUUUAUUUCUGCGGGUAUUUUCAUACCUAAUCUACUUCUCGGUAGCGUUUGGGGUAGGCUUUAUGGAGAAUUAUUUAAAAAGUUACUUUUUUCAAGAGAUGAAAACUUCAGGCCUUCUGUAUUUGCAAUUAUUGGCGCAGCAUGCCAGCUGUGUGGUGUGAUCAGGAUACCAUACACACUCGGCGUUAUAAUGAUGGAAUCUUCAGGCACGAUGCAAUAUGUAAUCCCAGUUUUCUUGUCACAGAUAAUAACGACAAUUGUCGGAAAUAUAUUCAAUCAUUCAAUAUAUCAUACUCAGUGCUUCCUCGCCGGUAUGCCGAUCGCAGAAACAGAGCCUCCACCAUUCUGCAUGGACAUCGAAGUGCAAACUUUAAUGAGCACGGCUAUUAAAUCAUUCAAGAGAAAAGAGAAAAUUCAUAAUAUUAUAGAAAUGUUGAAAAACACGAAACACAACAUGUAUCCCAUCCUGAAACAUAAGACCUUAGAGGGAACAAUACUCAGAUAUCAGCUGGUUAAAAUCCUCAAGUAUAAAAUGUUUGAGAAUAACAAUAUAAAAAAAGUGUAUAGACAGUAUGCCUUCAAAGACCACCCUCCAUAUUCAAUAGCGGAUAUUGUAAAAGAAGACUAUCCCAACAACGCAGAAGUGGAUCUGGAACCUUAUAUGAACAAAUCCCCUUGUGUACUACUAGGCACCAGUUCUUACAACAACGCUUAUAACAUGAUAACAUUUGUGGGAACAAGACAUAUAUUGGUUGUCAACAAAAGGAACGAAGUUCUUGGCAUUUUGACCAGGAAAGAUGUUUUAAUAUAUAGAGAACAUAGUUCAAUAUUUGGUGUCCAUGUUGUGAAACUACCUAAAGUUUAAUUAAACAUGAAUUUAACAA